Messenger RNA from Aphanomyces astaci, 1133 nucleotides. RefSeq lists its product as hypothetical. Gene Ontology annotation, molecular function: pyrroline-5-carboxylate reductase activity. The record is from RefSeq and is a predicted model, not a curated record. NCBI's taxonomy places the organism in Eukaryota, Oomycota, Saprolegniomycetes, Saprolegniales, Verrucalvaceae. The coding region runs from base 25 to 873 and encodes 282 amino acids. The transcript has 3 exons. Gene Ontology annotation, biological process: L-proline biosynthetic process.
CACGGUCAACGCGCUGGCCGUGCGAUGGACUUCAACACGAGCAUUGACUACGCGAACGAGAUCACCAAGCUGGACCCGCAUCUUUUCAGCCCCCGACGUCUAUCUAGUCGCAUCCAGCCGUUGUACAAUGGCAGGACCAGUGUCAUCAGCCACAUUGCAAACCAAUGUGUUUACUUUUCACUCGUCGCCCAUCGCCUGCGAUUGCUUGCUUCCAGUACCCGAGUUGAAUCAUCACCCACGAAAGUCGGUAUCAUUGGCGGUGGGCGCGUUGGAGUUGAGAUCGCGAACACACUGCUUGCUGCGAAUUGGCCUGCAUGUGACCUCGCCAUAUCGUCGCGACAACCUCAUGAACCACGGUGGAUGUCAAGAGUGGACAGUCAAGUCGCUCGAUACAACGACAAUGCUAAACUCGCAGAAGAGAGCGACGUGGUCAUAUUGGCGAUGCCACCAUCACAGCUCGCCUCAGUUGGGAUCCAGAUCAAACAUGCGUUAAACCUUGGCACCAAAGCUCUGGUGAGCAUCUUGGCAGGCGUGGGCAAUGAACGAGUGAGUAAAGUUUGCGGGUCGCCGGGCACGCUACUGACACGAGUUUCAUUGCCUCAAGCGGGGAGCCCAGCUGAUAGCAACCCAUCAGACGCCGCUGCGAUGCAGUUUGCAUGUACACCCUCCGUUCGUUGGUACUUCUUUGGGCAUGACAGGCGGAAUCGUAGUGGACAAUUCGUCGGGGCUUCAUGGACUAUGCUUGGACUUGGAGCACUUUGCCAUGCAGGUUGGCAUACCGAAGGAAUCAGCAAGGGAAGUUGUCGUGGACAUUGUGUUGGGCCGCCACGGUUCCGAAGCGCAACGACGCGCACAUUUGCCGCACUGGCAUAAAAGUUGGGACGCCAUUCUGAAAUCUGCCCAAGGCAUCUUCAGUCAAGCUAUCAAUCAAAUUGAUGUGCCGCUCAUUGAAAACAAUUCAAGCGGGCAUCAUCGGCGAUGAGUCAAUUACUUGAAGUACCGGUACAUUGUAGAGUGAUUUUGCAAAUGGGAAUAUUCCAAUGCAAUUUUCCAGUGAGACAUUUCGGUGCACCCACUGAAAAUUUUACGUUAAAUAAAUUUUCAGUCAGAAAUUCGGACUGGACAAACCUCUA